AUGACGAAAGUAGACAAGGCCGGUGUUUCGGGUGAUGUUAGAAAAACAGACUAUCUCAGGUCAUGGCAGGCAAAUCUUCCAAUGACAACGUUUCCCAGAGGUAGGAGGAGUUCAACUAUUAAUAUUAGUACUGGUGACAUCAAUAUUGAUGAUUAUGAGUGCAGGGUGGUUGGAUGGGGCACUUAUCUUUCACCUAGCUGUCCGGGGUUUGAUUCCUGUGAUGUAUGUGAGAAGCUACGGGAUUACCUGCCCAACCAUGUGGGCUUUCCCCAGGUACUCUGGUUUCCUCCCACAAUAACAUGUACUGCACAGAUAACAAAAUCAGGUGCUAAAAAAACAGAUUUUACUGACUUAGUCUACUGUUGCUGUCAUUUGUGCCCACAUGGAAAAACAAUCAUUGAUUUGGACAAUAAGGUUGACGGCUAUGGGUUUGAGCGGGAUGGAGACUUUGACCAUACAUCUUACGAUGAGUUUAUGUCCAGGUACCUGGCUGUACUUGCCCACAGAUCUGCUCAAUGGACAGGGGUGAUAAACAAGAAAUCUAGAGUCUCUAAAUCCAGGAAAGUAAAACGAUACUGCAGGAAGGGGAUACCUAGCGAACACCGUCCAAUGGUAUGGAUGUGUGUCAGCGGCGCCCUAGACAACAUGAAUUCCAACCCUCGUCUGUACCAGACAAUCUUGAAAAGUCAACAUGAUGAUUCUACAGUGGAAGCCAUUACAAUUGACCUCCACCGCACAUUUCCUGACAAUAUCUACUUCAGUGCCAACGGCAAUCUGAGGGGACCUCUGUUUAAUGUCCUGAUAGCUCUAUCUCAUAAGAACAGUGAUCAGGGCUACUGCCAGGGUAUUAACUUUGUUGCUGGUUUACUCCUUUUGAUCGUUAAAAAUGAGGAGAAAGUGUUUUGGUUACUGGACACUCUAAUGAAUGACAUCCUUCCAGAUUUUUAUGCUCCAGACAUGAAAGCCACUCAGGCAGAACAAGAACUUUUAGGAGAGAUAAUUAAAUGGAAGGCCCCGGAGAUCCAUGCUCACCUCAAAAGUAUGGACAUACAGUGGUGCCUGGUUGCCACUAAAUGGUUUCUAUGCCUCUUUGCCGAUGUCAUGCCAGUUGAGACCACUCUUAGGAUCUGGGACUGUUUGUUCUAUGAAGGAGACAAGAUUCUUUUAAGAGUGGCCACAAUGUUGAUCAUACAGAACAAGGACCAGUUUCUUGCCUGUAAAACAUUCACAGAGACAAUGGACUUCUUCAAAGAAAUAGUUAAUAACCCAAAGAUUGUUGAUUGCCAUGUAUUUUUACAGAAAUGUUUUACAGAAAUUGGACCAUUUCCAAGAGCAAAAAUAAAAGCCUUACGACAGGAGUGCAUGCAGAGAGUGAAGUGA
Messenger RNA from Ylistrum balloti, 1380 nucleotides. Its product is annotated as growth hormone-regulated TBC protein 1-A-like. The transcript is spliced from 12 exons. The coding region runs from base 1 to 1380 and encodes 459 amino acids. The record is from RefSeq and is a predicted model, not a curated record. NCBI's taxonomy places the organism in Eukaryota, Metazoa, Mollusca, Bivalvia, Pectinida, Pectinidae.